GGCAAUCACUACCAUGAAAGGCGGCGCGAACAGCGGUUUCCGGCACGUGAAACCCGAGGAGUACACGCCCCGCCUUCUUCAUUUCCAUGGCGACCGGAUGGGGGUGGUUGUUACGGAAAAACCGCGCUGCAAGAGUCUCAUAGACCAUACGGACGUCUACAUCCUAGACCUGGGGCUCAAACUCGUCCAAUGGAACGGCACCGGCGCUAACAAGGACGAGAAAAUGAAGGCCCUUCAAUACAUCAAGGGACUACAGACAGAGAGGGGUGGAAAGUGUCACGUGGAAUGUCUAGAUGAGGACCCUAUCGCACCUGAGGACGAGUUUUACAAGUUCCUCGACGAACAGCCGGACGCUGAUGACGCCGAACCGGAAGUUAAAGACAAGGUCAAGGAGCUGUGGAGAUUGUCGGACGUCUCUGGUAAGCUGUCUAUGAAACCGGAAAAGAGAGGUUCGGAGAUCAGCCGCUCUGCACUUGAUAGCAACGAUGUGUUCAUUUUGGAUACAAAGACCGAGCUGUUUGUCUGGAUCGGUAAAAAGACGUCCAUCAACGAGAGACGUAACGCCAUGACCUACGCACACAACUACCUGAUGAAGACCGACCACCCCCUGGUCCCCAUCUCGUGCGUGAACGAGGUCACCAAUGAUAAACGGUUCGCCGCGGCCAUCGCUGCGUAGACGUCGCGGGGACGUCAGGCCAACUCUAGUUACUACGGAGGCGUAAUCAAAGAACGAUAUCUAGCGUUAUCUGUGUACUAACGUAUGCUGUGUUCAAAGUCUUCUGGCGUGGACACUGUCGACGCCAUAGCGUCUUCGACAUUCCCAGCCUGUGCAUGCUUUUGUAAACGUGUAUACU
This is a messenger RNA of Dreissena polymorpha, 854 nucleotides long. RefSeq names its product gelsolin-like protein 2. Lineage: Eukaryota; Metazoa; Mollusca; Bivalvia; Myida; Dreissenidae. The coding region runs from base 14 to 676 and encodes 220 amino acids. The transcript is spliced from 7 exons. The record is from RefSeq and is a predicted model, not a curated record. Gene Ontology annotation, molecular function: actin filament binding.